UCUUUUUUGAGUGAUAUGAAUGGAACCCCAAAUCAAUUUAUAGCCUAUAUUCUGGCCUGAGAAAAGUGUAGGGGAGUUUAGUGUCAUGCUCAAGGCCAACUCACUUAAUUUUAGUCAUUUCCACAUUUCUACGUGUCUUUCAGUGUCUUUUGGUAAUAGAUCGUAUUGCUUGCCACGCUACCACCGUGGGAGGAAUGUAGGAGUAGCAUAGCUGACCCUCGUGGUGGAAAUAUAUUUUGACAGGAGCGUUAAUUUAAUCAAUUUAUACAGAAACGAUAUAUUUAAAGAAUUCAGCGCGCGUCGUGAUACGAUCGACACAAUAGUAUGGUGGCGCUGUUUGUGAUAAUAUUCAAAUGAGAGCCCAUUCCUGUCGUCAUCAUCGAUCUCGUCAUAGGGCGGUUCUUGAACAAACUGGACCACUUUGCAUUGAUGAAACGAGACUGCGCCGAUGCGGUCAUUGAUUCUGUCGAGUAUUAUCUGGAGUAAAUUUGCAAAUUCGCGUUUUGGGCAAUAUUGUGCGGCGAAGUUGGAUUGGAAAAAACACGCAUUUGGAUCUGGACUGGGGUGCAGCGAGCGCACAUGAGAACAAUGAGCUCCGCUGCAAUUACGCAGUCACGGCAAAGGUACGUGCUGUUCCUUGUUGUUAUUCUUCUCUGGUCUGUUAAUCAAAUAUCCACCUCCGUGACCCAUUAUUCCAUACCUGAGGAAAUGAAGGAGGGAUCCGUGGUUGCCAACCUUGCCAGCGAUCUCGGACUGGACGUUAAAACACUGAUCCAAAGGAAGAUGCGGUUGGACAUUAUUUCAAACAAAAAAUAUCUGGACGUGAACAAAGACACCGGGGAGCUGUACAUCGUUGAGAAGAUUGACAGGGAACACAUCUGCCCAACAAAAUCUCCAGGUUCUUGUUAUCUCGGGCUAGAGAUGAUCCUGGAAAACCCGUUAAGAAUUUUUAACAUCGAAGUUGAAAUAAUGGACAUGAAUGACAACGCCCCUCAAUUUAGGAGAGACGCCUUUCAUUUGGAUAUAUCCGAAUCGACACCAAAGGGUGAGAGAUUCUCUCUCAGCAAUGCAGUCGAUCCGGAUGUUGGCAGUAACACAGUUAAAACGUAUCAUCUCAGUGAAAGUGAACAUUUUAAAAUUGAGGUUCAGACGGGGAGGGAAGGAAGGAAAAUUGCCGAUUUGAUAUUGAAUAAAGUUUUAGACCGAGAGGAGCAGGCUGUGCACAAUUUAAUAUUAACAGCAGUAGAUGGCGGUACACCUCCGCGUUCAGGCACAGCGAGUAUUAUUGUUCAUGUUUUAGACAAUAAUGACAACGCCCCUGUCUUUGACAACACUAUUUACAGUGUUAAAGUAAUGGAAAAUUCCCCCAUUGGAAGCCUUGUUAUUGAUUUAAAUGCGACUGACUUGGAUGAGGGUUCAAAUUCUGAUUUAACAUACUCAUAUAGUUUAUAUACACCAGAGAAAGCACAAGAAACGUUUAAUUUGAAUCCAUCUACAGGUGAGAUCACUGUGAAAGGAAUGUUAAAUUAUGAAGAUUUCAAGAUUUAUGAUAUGGAGGUUAUAGCAGCAGACAGAGGCGUCAAUAGUUUAUCAGGACAAUGUACGAUCAAAAUUCAAAUCGAGGACAUGAAUGACAACCACCCAGAAAUAUCCAUUAAAUCUUUUCAAAGUCCAGUCAGCGAAAACAUUGAUGUCGACACUGUGAUAGCAGUGGUCAGUGUGAGUGACAAGGACUCAGGCAAUAAUGGAGUGGUGGAUCUUCGCAUUCCAAAUAACAUGCCUUUUAAACUGAGGGAGUCCCCUGAUAACUUUUAUAAAUUAGUUGUUUCGGAGCCAUUAGACCGUGAAAAGGUUCCAGAAUACGACAUCACCUUCACCGUCACCGACAGAGGCUCCCCUCCUUUAAGUGACAACGAAACCAUGACUUUGCAGCUGCUGGAUGUGAAUGACAACGUCCCACACUUCCCUCAGUCCUUUUAUACCAUACGUGUGAUGGAGAAUAACGCCCCAGGCGCCUUGCUCAGCUCCCUCAGUGCGUUUGACCCCGACCUCCAUGAGAACCAGUACCUUGUGUAUUUCAUCCUGGAGAAGGAGAUAGCCAACACCUCCAUGUCCAUGCUGUUCUCCAUCAAUCCAGAGAACGGCAACCUUUACGCACUCAAGACUUUUGACUACGAGAUGGAGAAGGACUUCCUUUUCCACAUUGAGGCCAGAGACUCUGGCUCUCCUCCGCUGAGCAGCAACGUGACCGUCCACAUCAUCAUCGUGGAUCAGAAUGACAACGCCCCAGUUAUCGUCUCUCCGUGGCGAGCGCACGGCUCUGUGGUGGAAGAGAAGAUCCCCAGAUCCACAGAUAAAGGCUCCCUGGUGGCCAAGGUGAUAGCCUUGGACGUGGAUUCCGUGCACAACUCUCGCGUCACCUACCAGUUCCUGCAGGUGACCGACGCCUCCUUGUUCAGUCUAGACCAGUACAACGGAGAGAUCCGCACCAUGAGGAUGUUCAGCUACAAAGAUUCUCGUCACCAGAGACUGGUUGUUGUUGCUAAGGACAACGGGGAUCCCGCUCUCUCUGCUACAGUCACCAUCAAGCUGUCCACGGUGGAAACGGCCGUGAAGGCCUACUCGGACAUGACCGAGGUGCCUCUGGAAUACGAUAUUUUCUCUGACCUCAACCUGUAUUUGGUCAUCGGUCUGGGCUCGGUGUCCUUCCUGCUGCUCAUCACCAUCCUGGUCACCAUCGUGCUCAAGUGUCAGAAGGUCAAGCCCAGCAAAGCGGCUCCUCCCUGCAGGAACAGCGUGAUCAGCGAGAGGAACUCCACCAUCGCAGAUUCCACUCUGGUGUCCAACGAUGCCUACUGGUACAGUCUGUUCCUAGCAGAGACCAGGAAAGGAAAGCUGGUGGUCAGGCAGCCCAUGCCAAAGGGCUCCAGAUACAUUGUGUCCAGUAUCCCCAGGAGCACAGGCAUGUCUGAGACCAGCGACUCCGCUCCUUCCACUCUGCAGGCAUCUACAACCAGGAGCACUCGAUCCACAUGAAGGCCAGAACUCCCCACCUGCAUAUUGGACCAAUCGAGAUGGGAGAACCCAAGAGGAAAAGAGAGAACCCUGAAUUGACAUCACGCUCAUACCCGUCAUGCUCAGCCCGGAUUCUCAUACUUGACACCCACUGAAUGCUGCCGCGUCAAUGAGGAAAUAACUCCCACUCCUUAUAAUCCCCUCCAUCUGUACUCUUUAAGCACAUGAAAAGCCAUUUUAAGCCUUUUUGAUAAACUCUUCAGUGUGCACGGUAUGACCGCGUGGCUUCAAAUACGCUUCAUCUCUAAAAAUACGUCACAAGAAAUGUGAUUUGCCAAGAAACGUGUGAGUAGUCCAAAAAGCCCAAAAAAAAGGGGACAAUGUGAGUGUGCAAUGAAAUGUGGAAAUCCCCAAUAGUCUCUAUUGCUUCGUCGAAAUGACCGCCCAUCAUGUGUACAGUAUUUUACAUUUUUCUCCAUUUUGUCUUUUGCAUUUUCUGUAUUAAUGGCAAUGGAAAUGGCACAGUAUACCCAAUGUUUAACAAAAAAGAAAACAUGCGGUUUGUAGGAAUUAAAUCUGAAUUUUAUAAA
Messenger RNA from Hippocampus comes (tiger tail seahorse), 3605 nucleotides. RefSeq names its product protocadherin beta-16-like. Gene Ontology annotation, cellular component: plasma membrane. Gene Ontology annotation, molecular function: calcium ion binding. The transcript is spliced from 2 exons. Gene Ontology annotation, biological process: homophilic cell-cell adhesion. The record is from RefSeq and is a predicted model, not a curated record. Lineage: Eukaryota; Metazoa; Chordata; Actinopteri; Syngnathiformes; Syngnathidae. Bases 580 to 3036 code for a protein of 818 amino acids.